Prunus dulcis (almond) is the source of this 1473-nucleotide messenger RNA. RefSeq names its product transcription factor MYB1R1. The record is from RefSeq and is a predicted model, not a curated record. Bases 196 to 1092 code for a protein of 298 amino acids. Gene Ontology annotation, molecular function: DNA binding. Gene Ontology annotation, biological process: response to gibberellin; response to auxin; response to ethylene. The transcript has 3 exons. Lineage: Eukaryota; Viridiplantae; Streptophyta; Magnoliopsida; Rosales; Rosaceae.
CGUCUGUUCCACGAUCCACAUGGAGCCACCUCAUUCCUGUCGUCUCCCGCGUAUAUAUAUAAAACGUCACCCGCACACUGCUCUUCAUCUUUUUUAUUCGCUCCUUUUCUCCGAAUCGUACGGCCUCAGAUCCAUAGCCGUCCAGAAAAAAGCAGAGACUAAAAAACGUCGUCGUCGUCGCAGUGGUCGGUGAAGAUGGCUGGCACGUGCUCCACCGUCGAGCCUGCGGGCGCUGGAGAGAUCAUGCUCUUCGGCGUGCGCGUGGUGAUCGACUCCAUGAGGAAGAGCGUGAGUUUGAACAAUCUCUCGCAGUACGAGCAGCCUCAAGAGGGCUCCAACAACAACAGCGGCAAUAACACCAUCGCCGGCAAGGAUGACGUGGCCGGUUACGCCUCCGAGAACGACGUAGUUCACAAUUCUGGCGGAAAUCGCGAGCGCGAACGCAAGCGAGGGGUUCCAUGGACGGAGGAAGAGCACAAGCUAUUCCUGCUAGGGUUGCAGAAAGUGGGGAAGGGCGAUUGGAGGGGGAUCUCUAGAAACUUCGUGAAGACUCGCACACCCACUCAGGUCGCCAGCCACGCUCAGAAAUACUUUCUGCGCCGAAACAACCACAAUCGCCGCCGCCGCAGAUCUAGCCUCUUUGAUAUCACAACAGAUACGAUCACUGCAACUCCAAUGGAUGAAGAGCAAGUACAUCAUCAAAAUAACACAUCUCAAUCACAUCCAUUGCCACCUCCACCACCAUCUGAGGCUUGCAAUCCUAGUGGAUUUUCGAUGUUGCCAAAUUUUCCAUUGACUGUAGGUCCAGCUGUCUUGCCAGUUCCCAUUGAGAAUCCAAUGGGAAAUCUAACCUUGGGACACGCAAAUCUUGAGAACAAUGCUUCGGCUAAGCUUGUCCGUCCAAUUGCCCUUCAUUCUGCCCCUCAUGCUACAGCAAUGUCUGAUCUAAACUUGAAGUCGACAAUGGACACAUCGACUCUAACCCUCAACCUCUCCUUGUCAAUGGACCCGAGGGAAUCGUCAUCAAGGCAUUUGGCUUUCCAGGCAAUGCCAAGCUUCAGCAAUGGGGAUAGCAUUAUUAGUGUUGCUUGAGAGUGUGCUGAUUUGUGGAAAUGGUUUAUAAUUAGAGCAAAAUGGGUGAGAUAAAGUGAUCCCAAAUCCCCAAAUUUGACAAUGGAUUAGAGAGGGCAAGGUAAUUAGGUGACUGAAUUUGUUCCUUUUAGUUUGUUGUACAGACCCCCCCAAGAUAAUGUAAUGUCCUGUUCUUGUUGUUCUGUGGUAUUAUCUCAUAGAUUCCCCUUGUUUUUUCAUUUGGCUCUUUUUGUUAGCAGCUGAUAUAACUGGAAAAUAACUGGUACGGUCUACAGUGUUUUGAUUGCCGAUUUUGGUCCCCUGGUGGGCCUGGUCUGAACUCGUAAGUGGUUUACAUGUCUUUGUGAGGAAACAAAUAUCAAGUUGGGUUUUGGUGGGGAA